Messenger RNA from Egretta garzetta (little egret), 2812 nucleotides. It is a transcript of the gene RAB11A, whose product is annotated as RAB11A, member RAS oncogene family. Bases 229 to 900 code for a protein of 223 amino acids. Gene Ontology annotation, molecular function: GTP binding; GTPase activity. The transcript has 5 exons. Gene Ontology annotation, biological process: exocytosis; melanosome transport; neurotransmitter receptor transport, endosome to postsynaptic membrane. The record is from RefSeq and is a predicted model, not a curated record. Lineage: Eukaryota; Metazoa; Chordata; Aves; Pelecaniformes; Ardeidae. Gene Ontology annotation, cellular component: transport vesicle; axon; postsynaptic recycling endosome.
GAGAAAAACAAGAAAAGGAAAGAGAGAGAGGCUGAUGUGUAUCACCACCCCUGCAUCCCGCGAUGAAGCUCUCGGUUGAUGGGGUGAGCCUCCGGUGGUGGGCACGCACAGGGCUCCUCAUGUCGGCAUCUUUUAUGGCCCAGUUCACGCCCUUUUCAUGUCCGUCGUGCCCAUCUUGGUUUUCUGCACGCUAUCCCUGAUGACUUCAUCUUCUGUGCAGGUGAAAUUAUGGGGGGUGGUCAUGAACCCCUUCCCCAGACAAGCUCUGGGGGCCCCUUGGCAAUGGACGUUGUACUUAUUGGAGACUCUGGAGUAGGCAAGAGUAACCUUCUGUCUCGAUUCACUCGCAAUGAGUUUAACUUGGAAAGCAAAAGCACCAUUGGAGUAGAGUUUGCAACAAGAAGCAUUCAAGUUGAUGGGAAGACAAUAAAGGCUCAGAUAUGGGACACAGCAGGGCAGGAGCGAUACCGAGCUAUAACAUCAGCGUACUAUCGCGGAGCUGUAGGGGCAUUAUUGGUGUAUGACAUUGCUAAGCACCUUACUUACGAGAAUGUAGAGCGAUGGUUGAAAGAGCUGAGAGACCAUGCUGACAGCAAUAUUGUAAUCAUGCUGGUGGGAAACAAGAGUGACUUGCGCCACCUGAGAGCAGUCCCUACGGAUGAGGCCAGAGCUUUUGCAGAGAAGAAUGGUUUGUCAUUUAUUGAGACGUCUGCUUUAGACUCUACAAAUGUGGAAGCAGCUUUCCAGACUAUUCUGACAGAGAUCUACCGUAUUGUUUCCCAGAAGCAAAUGUCCGACAGACGUGAAAACGAUAUGUCUCCAAGCAACAACGUGGUUCCCAUUCACGUCCCUCCAACCACUGAAAACAAACCAAAGAUGCAGUGCUGUCAGAAUAUAUAGAGCUGUUUCAUUCUUUCCUAAAAGGCUGUGUAUAUUCCCCAGGUCCAAGAUUUAAAUAUAUUUGUAAUUCUUGUGGUUACUUUCUUGUGUUUAGUUACUGCUUACUCCUGACUUUCUCCAUGUCUUAAACACUUUGAUUUCAGUGGUUAUAAAUCUAUUGCUUCUGUGUGGCUGCAGUAUUUUCCCAACACCGACUUGUCGGUUUUGGUUCAGUAAAUUGUUUGGAACUGAUCUGGUCUCUUUCCAACAGGAUGCCCGCUAGUCAGAGCGCAGACACCUUUAGUGAGCCCUUGAAGACGUCGUUCUGCUCCUCGCCAAACAAUUAGGUUAACUAGAAAAGUAUCUCUGGGCAGGAUAAUCUUUCCUUGUCUUACGGUUUUGUAUACUGCAUCUAAAGCUUGAUGAAAUGCCCGUUACUCUGAAGUGCAAUUUUAAUGUAAGUUAAUGUUUAUGGCUACAUCUUCAGAUUGUCAUGUUGAGGAUUUUUUUUUUUUUUAAUAGAAUAUUAUGGGGGAGAAAAGAGAAUUUCUUGCAAGCAAGCAGCAGGGUUCUUGCUACCUGUGAAUGAGCUUUUGCGGUGCGGCACCUGCUGCACAGGAGGUUGUGACGUGAGGCAGGGCUGCUGGGCGGCUGGCCGGGGGGACGCCGGCGGGGCUCCGCUCGAGGUGCCUCUUGCGAAGAACACAGACGUGUGAGCAGUGUAACUGGCGCAGGCUCACUCUCACAUUGGAACCUGCAGCACAUCGUUGUGCUGCCCGAGGCUUGGCCUCCACGGUGCCGGUGGUAUCAGGAUUUGAGGAUGCCUAUUUUUCUUUCAUGGCACACAGACUUGAAGGGGGUUGGCACAUAUUACCCAUCACAUUUAUUAAUACACACCACCUAUAUUAAUACAUUCAAAUGCUUGAAUUGAUGGAUCAUCAACUUCCACAACCUGGCCUUAGUUUUCAGUUCUGUUUCAUCUGGUGUUUUUAAAUUAUUCCAGUGGUUUGGUAUAUGUUCUAGAACAAAGCCAUCUGGAGUAGUUUUCUUACUUGGAUGCCUUCCUCCUGUGGUCUGUCGCUCCGUCCAAAUCAUCCGGUCUAGUAGCUUGUUCAGGGAAACAUGAACUGUGCCUUCUGUCACUGCACUCUGAAACCACUGCGUAUCACUCGGUGUGUACGAUUCCCAAACACGUCAUUAAGCUGGAGAUUUGGGGGCUAUAGGCACUGAAUUUCUACGGUAUUCAAAAGAACUGUUUGUUGUAUAAAUGCCUGCAGUUAUCUAUACAAUUACAGGGAAGUAGCUGAUUGCAGGGGACGUUUCUCAAACUCUGAUACGACCCACUUGGAACAUCCAAAUCUGGGUAGGCACUACCAGCUGCGUUUCGUACCCAACCUUUCUGUCUUGCGGUGCUCAUGAUGUGUAAGGCACACGGAAGGCAUUGCUGUAGUCGGUCACUUUUUUUUUUUUUAAAUCCAUUUCUCCUCCUAGUAUCACUUCUGAAGAUGCUAUUUUGAUCUGUUUGUAAAUUACUUUGUAUUUUAUGCAUGUACUGUACCUUGAUUCAUUAUUUUUUUAGAUUGAUUUAAAAUAUAUUCAUCCAUGAUUCUAAUAAAGAAUUACAGGGGACGACUCAUUAUGGUGUUGGGUGCACUUUUUGGGAGAACUGGGAUUUUUUUACUUCCUGGAAGCUUGCAGGCUUCUUGGAACAGGCUGUGAGAAGACGCUGAAGUGGAAGUACCCCCAGAAAAGGAACCGAAAGGGUUGUGCAACACCCUUGCCUCCUUCACUCAGGCCAGGCCUGCAGCUUUUUGAGCCUGCUGCAGUUCAUAGUCCAUGACAGUUUUGCAGCUUUGGGAGGCUUUUAUGCUCUGAAAGGUCUGGGUUUGCUCUAGUCAGACCUCUGAACGGCUUUUACAAACCUGUUUUGUGG